UUCUCUUCCUCCAGGGGCGCCUUCUCGGUGGUGCGACGAUGUGUGCAGAAGACGACAGGCCUCGAGUUCGCGGCCAAAAUCAUCAACACGAAGAAGUUGUCUGCCCGAGAUUUCCAGAAGCUCGAGAGGGAAGCAAGAAUCUGCAGAAAGCUCCAGCACCCCAAUAUAGCCGAGAACAGCGGCCACAAUGUAACAGAGCUGCUUGUUCGUCUCCAUGACAGUAUACAAGAAGAGUCCUUCCACUAUCUCGUGUUCGACUUGGUGACGGGUGGUGAACUUUUUGAAGAUAUUGUGGCACGAGAAUUCUACAGUGAGGCAGAUGCAUCUCACUGUAUUCAACAGAUCUUAGAGAGUGUCAACCACUGUCACCACAACAAUAUUGUACACAGGGACCUCAAGCCAGAGAAUCUUCUUUUGGCCAGUAAAGCCAAAGGGGCAGCUGUCAAGCUAGCAGACUUUGGAUUGGCCAUUGAAGUACAGGGUGACCAGCAGGCAUGGUUUGGUUUUGCAGGAACGCCUGGUUACCUUUCACCAGAAGUCCUCAAGAAAGAGCCGUAUGGAAAGCCUGUGGAUAUUUGGGCUUGUGGAGUGAUUCUUUACAUUCUCCUAGUAGGUUACCCUCCAUUUUGGGAUGAAGACCAGCACAGGCUAUAUGCCCAAAUCAAGGCUGGUGCAUAUGAUUAUCCCUCUCCAGAAUGGGACACAGUAACUCCAGAAGCAAAAAACCUCAUCAAUUCCAUGUUGACUGUCAAUCCUGCCAAGCGUAUCACGGCAGCUGAGGCACUCAAGCACCCAUGGAUCUGCCAACGCGAGCGUGUGGCCAGCGUUGUUCACAGGCAAGAGACUGUUGACUGCCUAAGAAAGUUCAAUGCCAGAAGAAAACUGAAGGGCGCCAUCCUGACGACAAUGCUUGCGACUGCGUGCAACUUUUCUAGUCGUUCCAUCAUCACCAAAAAGGGGGAUGGAUCACAGGUUAAGGAAAGCACAGACUCUAGCACUACCAUAGAAGAGGAAGAUGUAAAAGACAAGUCCAAGUCUCAAGUUGAUAGAAGUACCACAGUGAUCGCCAGGGAUGUUGAAGGGGGGGAGGAGAAAGAGAAGGCCAAAGUCACUGCAGCCUCAGUUGUGGGUGCCAUGUCCAGCCUUAAGAGCAGUAUGUUGUCUCCUGGCAACACUGGCAGUGGAGGAGGAGGAGGAGGAGGAGGAGGGGGAGGAGGAGGAGGAGGAGUAGGAGGAGGGGGAGGAGGAGGAGGAGGAGGUGGAGGCGGAGGAGGAGGAAAGACUGCAUCAGCAAGUGGAGGCGCUGGAGGUUUGAUGGCUGCUGUAGCUGCAGCAGCAGCUGCUGCAGCAUCAUCUACAAGUCCAGCUCCUGUAGUGCCUGCAGCAGCAAACAACAACAUACACAGAGACAGUAGAACUGAGAGCAAUGUUGACUCUGUGCGAACUGACCGCAAAUCUGUCAGCAAGCAAGUUAGCAACAGCAACCUCACAAGUGAUCACCACCAUGUGCGUAACUCUGUCAAGACUGCCUCCCUGUCCUCCUCACUCUCCUGGCAUGCAGCCAAUAGGAACAACAAUGUUUUGGACCCUCGCAAGCAAGAGAUUAUCAAGGCCACUGAGCAGCUCAUUGACUGCAUAAACAGCGGUGACUUUGAAGGCUACACCAAAAUAUGCGACACUCACCUGACCUCCUUCGAACCUGAGGCGUUAGGCAAUUUAGUGGAGGGCCUGGAGUUCCACAAAUUUUACUUUGAAAAUGUACUCGGGAAGAAUUGCAAGACAGUCAAUACCAUGAUCCUAAGUCCUCAUGUUCACUUGUUGGGAGACGAUGCAGCCUGUAUUGCAUAUAUCCGCCUUACCCAGUAUAUGGACAAGCAGGGUCAGGCCCACACACAGCAGAGUGAAGAAACGCGAGUAUGGCAACGCCGUGAUCACAAGUGGCAAUGUAUGCACUUCCACCGGUCUGGGUCACCCUCCUCUCCGUUUGCGCUUGGCACCAAGUAAAGUUCAAGUGAUACAGAUUCAUGUUGCUGUAGAAAGAUGAUAAAGUUCAGGCUAUCAUUUUAGCCUCUGUGGAAUGUUAUGGGUUUGAAACAUAUUCAGACUCUCCCAACCACUAUUUAGGCUCAACACAGCUAUCAAGCAUCCAAGAAUGAAACUGCUGUGAGACCUGAUGUGGAAUUGCAUUGAUGGGAAGAACUGUAUUAUGGAGAACAGUGGAGUGGUGUUGUAAUCCCAAAUAUUCUGCAAAAUAUCAUCUUACCCCUGGAACCAGAUGGCCAGGAUAGCAUUUGAUAUGCCAGAAUGCACUGGAUUAUUGAUGGUUGCCUAUAUUUUGAGGAUUGAAUGUUCCCAUUGUAUCAUUGCUACCAACUAUAUUAAUUGAUGUGUGGCAUAAUUUUAGAUUUAACAAACUCUCUUUGUUGGACAAUUCUUCAGUGAUAUGUGCACAAUUUAUGGCUCAUGAAGUUCUCAGAUGCUAGGUAGAGAAAGUUAUAUGUUAUUGAAAAUACUGUAGAAAUGCAUUUCUUCUAAGCAUCAUACAUUUGCCUGAUAAAAAAGCAAAUCUGCCAAGCCACAACCAUUUCUAUUAGUUAGUACUAAUUAGAAUAUCUAUUCAUCAUCUAAGGAGACGUUAUCUCCUGAACACUCUGACUGUGCUGUCAGCAUCAAGGCUUUCAUUAUCAUCAACUUCUCUUCAUAUUUUGUCACUCACAGACCUAAGCUUAAACAGUCAUGCAGCAAGUGUUGACUCAGUCACCAAAAUCCUAAUGCACGAACUUUAGAGACUGCAAUGUACAUUUGUAUGCAAAUGUUUCUGUUUUGUGUGUAUGCUCAUAUAUAUAUAUAUAUAUAUAUAUAUAUAUAUAUAUAUAUAUAUAUAUAUAA
Molecule: messenger RNA, 2889 nt
Organism: Eriocheir sinensis (Chinese mitten crab)
Lineage: Eukaryota; Metazoa; Arthropoda; Malacostraca; Decapoda; Varunidae
Gene: CaMKII
Product: calcium/calmodulin-dependent protein kinase type II alpha chain-like
Exons: 20
Biological process (GO): protein phosphorylation
Cellular component (GO): cytoplasm; neuron projection
Molecular function (GO): calmodulin binding; ATP binding; calcium/calmodulin-dependent protein kinase activity
Source: RefSeq, a predicted model, not a curated record